CGCACCCACUACACAAACCUCGGGGUCUCUACAUAAAAUCGGAUUUUUCUAAAAAAUGAGCCUUUCCAGUAGACUUUCGAGUCUUCAAUUGAAUGGAAAUGAUGAUUUGAAGCCGGCGUAUGGUUCGAUGAAUGCAAGUCCAAUUGAAAAACCAAAUUCUUUUGGAAAUUUAGGUCCAUCUAGUUCGCAAUCGUCCAGUACAAUUGCUGACUAUGCUGCAAAGGGGUUGCUUUCUUCCUCUACUCACAAUGCUAAUGAUUCCCAUACUGUACACCGAAAUAAUGGUAUUGUAGAUGUAAACAGUCAUAAAAACAAGCUUUUAGGGGUCAUUACUGGGAAGUCGGGCCCAAACUCACCUUCUUUUACUGAUACCACGGAAGCAAAAGGUGCAAAAAUAUCCGAGAAUCUGGAUUCCACCGCUCCCGCAGAUGAGUCUGCAAAUUCAUAUUCCCUUGAAUCUCUUCUGCCCAUUAUUCGUAUGGAAGAUACCGAUUUGUGCAUGUUACAACUGGGUUGCGAUUUAUCUGCCUUAGGCUUUGAUCUGGCACCUGUAGAAGAGGAUCGGUUAAUUUCUACUAACAUGUCUUCUCCUUGGGCUGAGCUUAACACCAAAAAACCAGUUUCCGAACCUCCAUUCAAGCUUCCAGAAUGCUACAAAAGCGUUAAUCCUCCCCCUCAGCUCUCUAAAAUUAUUCAAUUUGCCGAUGAAACUUUGUUUUACAUCUUUUACACAAAACCUCAAGACAUAUUGCAAGAGGCCGCUGCUCAAGAACUUACAAAUCGCAAUUGGCGCUUUCAUAAGGAACUUAGGGUUUGGUUAACACCAGUCCCUGGUACGAAACCACUUCAACGUACGCCCCAAUUCGAACGUGGUUAUUAUAUGAUUUUUGAUCCUGUUCAUUGGAAGAGAAUUAGGAAAGACUUUUUGCUUAUGUAUGCUGCUCUUGAAGAUCGUUCUCAAAAUGCUAUUCCAACAUGAAGAGAAAAGUGUAAGGUUCGUUUGCUUUCGAGCAGCUUCAAUGUCUUGUACAAAAGGAUUUAUUUGGGUUUGGUAAUCAUUAUGAUGGAUGAUUAGUUUUAAUAUCGCAUCCGAAGUAUUCAUGAAUAAAAAAUUUUGAUGUUUUAUACAGAGUAUUUAGAAUUUAAUAGCCUCAACGAUACAUCAACAAUAUGAUUAUGUUAUUCUGUAUCUUUAAUUCUUCUUAGCAGAAACAAUGAAUCGUU
This is a messenger RNA of Schizosaccharomyces cryophilus OY26, 1224 nucleotides long. Its product is annotated as CCR4-Not complex subunit Not2. The transcript has 4 exons. The record is from RefSeq and is a predicted model, not a curated record. Lineage: Eukaryota; Fungi; Ascomycota; Schizosaccharomycetes; Schizosaccharomycetales; Schizosaccharomycetaceae. Bases 56 to 979 code for a protein of 307 amino acids. Gene Ontology annotation, cellular component: CCR4-NOT core complex; P-body. Gene Ontology annotation, biological process: nuclear-transcribed mRNA poly(A) tail shortening; regulation of DNA-templated transcription.